AACUAUUUUUGGGUUAAAACAAUGACAGAGACAUUUCUACCCCACUUAAAUAAAUCAAACUAAACCCAUGACAUAUCCUAUUGUGAAUUAGGGUUUUUUAGGGGUUUACUUCUCUUUCAUCUCAAAUAAAUUUUGUUAAUUUGCAGAGUAACUAGAAGCAAUGGAGCAUGGUUCCUUAGAGGACCCAAGUCAGGCAACAUUCUCUUUUGUUGAUGAAGAUCACACUCUUGCAAACUCUGUUAGAUUCACCUUGAAUCAAGACCCAAGGGUAUCAUUCUGUGGAUACAGCAUUCCUCAUCCCUCAGAUGCUAGAGUUAAUAUUAGAGUCCAAACAACAGGUGAUCCAGCAAGGGAGGUACUGAAAGAUGGAUGCCAGAAUUUGAUGUUCAUGUGCGAGCAUGUUAGGAGCACAUUCGACAAGGCUGUUAGCGAUUAUAAAGCAAACAAUCCUGUAGAAAUGGAUUAUAAAACAAACAAUCCCAAUGAAAUGGAAACAAGCAGUGACGGAAAUUGACAUAUCCUUGUUAUUGUCUUGGAAUAUAUGAUCACUUGCAGGUGCAAUUGAACUAUUACAUUGUAUUUGGCUCCAUUCUAUCAUCGUGAUUUAUUA
This is a messenger RNA of Ricinus communis (castor bean), 610 nucleotides long. Its product is annotated as DNA-directed RNA polymerases I and III subunit RPAC2. Gene Ontology annotation, cellular component: RNA polymerase III complex; RNA polymerase I complex. Bases 161 to 514 code for a protein of 117 amino acids. The record is from RefSeq and is a predicted model, not a curated record. Gene Ontology annotation, molecular function: DNA binding; protein dimerization activity; DNA-directed RNA polymerase activity. Gene Ontology annotation, biological process: DNA-templated transcription. Lineage: Eukaryota; Viridiplantae; Streptophyta; Magnoliopsida; Malpighiales; Euphorbiaceae. The transcript is spliced from 3 exons.